UCCAGGAAAUAUGGAUAUGACUCAACAUAAGAAUUCCGUUUUCUUGAUUACAGUAACAAUUCUAUCGUGGAUAUCAACGGUUGAAAGUAUCGAUUGCUUCAAGUGCGUGUCUAUGAACGGUCGUUUCCCUGCGUGUGAUGAUCCCUUCCACAACAAUCAUUCCCUGCAGCUGCUCGAGUCGCCUUGUAUGGGCGGCAGGAAGGGGAGAGACGGUCUAUUCCCUGCUUUAAUGUGUAUUUCAGACGACACUGGUGAAAAGAUUACAGUCCGCGGCUGCGGGCUGGACUCGGGGACUGCUACCACCGACACUGAGAUCAUUCGUAUGUCUCACUGCGGACGAUUCUACUACGAUGAUAGGUAUGUACACGGCUGCCUGCAGAGUUGCAACGACGCGGACGCCUGCAACUCCUCUGACGUCAUCAAAUCACAAUUGAUACUGGCAACUCUAUUAUUGAUGACGUCACUCAGCUAACGUCAAAUGUAAUUCGAUUUAUGUAACUCGUGCACGAUAAUUAUAGUCAAAUAUCUAGCCUAUCGUUAUAAGCAAAGAUAUUUAAACAUGUAUAGACGAGGCCGUGAACAAUUUUGUUUCACUGGUACUUUCCCUGAUAGGUACUAUACCAGUUGUCAAGUUUAGUGUCACCUCGUGUAUUGACAUGUAAUAAAAAAUAUUACUAAAUUAUAAUAAGC
Molecule: messenger RNA, 690 nt
Organism: Papilio polytes (common Mormon)
Lineage: Eukaryota; Metazoa; Arthropoda; Insecta; Lepidoptera; Papilionidae
Exons: 4
Coding region: 11-472 (153 amino acids)
Source: RefSeq, a predicted model, not a curated record